Nicotiana tabacum (common tobacco) is the source of this 2004-nucleotide messenger RNA. Its product is annotated as myb family transcription factor PHL5. Lineage: Eukaryota; Viridiplantae; Streptophyta; Magnoliopsida; Solanales; Solanaceae. The record is from RefSeq and is a predicted model, not a curated record. Gene Ontology annotation, molecular function: DNA-binding transcription factor activity; DNA binding.
UUUACUGAUAUUCUGUAUCUUUUUCUGUUUUUCAAUAAGACAGGUGGAGUUGCUUUAAAACUUAAUAAUAUAAGGGACAAAGUCUAGUUACAGUAAAUCUUUCACCUAGGAGACAUUUGUUUUGUUCUAAUAGUAAAUGUAUUGGCUUUGGUUUUGUCAAAAGGAUUCUUCAUCCCUUAACCAUAUGAAAGAAUAAACUUUAAAAAGAAAUUUUUUUAAGUUGUUGACAUAUUCAUGUUUUCAUAGCUUGUUUAUAAGUCUUCUCAGCAUAUAAAAGGAAUUUAGGAGCAGUCCAAACAGUGCUGCAUUUCUAUUUCUAUCUGAAUCUUGAUCCUCGCUCGACUUUAUUUUUUAUUUAAUUUUUGUCACAGCUCAGAGUCUCGAGGAAUUCAUCAGUAGAAGAAAUUUUCAAUUUCAAAUACUACUGUUUAUUGCUGUAACUUAGUGUGCAAAACUCAACAAUACAAGUCCAGUUUUCCUAGAAAUAAAGUUGUAGCUUCUCUGAAUAGUUUAGGAUAUGAGUAUCCAAAGGGUUGGUACUCAAGAAAGAGUGCCAAAAAACUCAGCAUAUGCAAGUGAUUAUACUUUAGAAUUCGCCAGAAUGCCGGUUCAAGCUUUACAUGCACAAAAACUAUCUUCAUCAUACAUGGGAUUUAGUCUUCCACCAGCAACUUCUGCAGAAGAUGUAUGCCAACAGCAGCAACAAAUUUUUCCUAAUGCUAAUUCAUCAUUGAAUAGUACUAUCAUCGGUCGUAUUGGUUCACCCUCUUCAGCCUUCUUUGCCACGGAACGUUACCUGGGAUUAACACAGUAUGAUGAUCAACAAGAUAAUUGUUCCCAACUGUCCAAGAAUUAUGAUUUUCAAAUACCAUCAUAUGGUUUCUUGCCUGAUUCAUCGGCAGAAGUUUUGCAAAAUUUUCAUCCCAAGAUUUCCCUGCCACCGUUCAUCAGAUCACAGUUCUCGAGCAGUCAACCCUUUAGUCCUGAUCAUUAUAGAAGUCCUUUCAGCAGCCUAACAGAGAAAGAGAGAAUAUUGCAUCUUAAGAGAAAAUUGCUUGGUGAAUUCGACAGUGCUUCAACGCUUUUUGAUGGAAAUCAAGAUUUCAGUCUCCCUCAUAAUUUAUGUGGUAGUCACUUGGAAUAUAUGAAGCAACAAUCAGGAUUUCCUUCGGCUAAUACUAAUAAUUCUGCAUGUUCUGGAGGAUCUGUGUGCAACAAAACAAGAAUUAGAUGGACUCAAGAUCUCCACGAUCGAUUUGUUGAGUGUGUAAACCGCCUUGGAGGCGCUGACAAGGCAACACCAAAGGCAAUACUAAAGCUGAUGGAGUCAGAUGGCUUGACCAUUUUCCAUGUCAAAAGCCAUUUGCAGAAAUAUCGAAAUGCAAAGUACAUCCCUGAACCUACAGAUGGAAAAUCUGAAAAGAGAAACUACCCGAAUAAUGUGUCACAAAUUGACAGCAAAACAGGAAUGCAAAUCAAGGAAGCACUGCAAAUGCAACUCGAAGUCCAGAGGCGUCUUCACGAGCAACUAGAGAUUCAGCGAAAGUUACAGUUGAGGAUUGAAGAACAAGGAAAACAGUUGAAGAUGAUAUUUGAUCAACAACAAAGAACAACAAGAAGUCUAUUGGACACUCAAAAUUCAAGCAUUUCAACUCCUGAAGAGAAUCCAUCUACCCUGUAUGAUAAUAUGGAAGUUUUGGUUGCCCAAGGCUAUGAUAAUAUUCACUUCCAAUCUAAAAUAAGUUAAGUGCUAUAUAUACAUUUUUCCACUUAGUGUUAGAGGAAAAAGUCCAGUUUAGCUUUUUCUUGUACAAGGUUUUAGAAGGAGCUUGUUUUUCUCCUGUAAAAAUCAACAAGUGACCCUUAAAAACUACCAAAAAUGUAAACUAUAUAUAGUACAAUGUCCAUAAACUUCAUGCUGAAUGUAGGUGUUUGUUUCUCUUGUGUGCAUAAAAGAAAAUACGAUCAAAUGAAAGUUAUCGAAUAAUUAAGGUGUUCAUGUGA